Lineus longissimus is the source of this 7585-nucleotide messenger RNA. Its product is annotated as solute carrier family 4 member 11-like. Gene Ontology annotation, cellular component: plasma membrane; basolateral plasma membrane. NCBI's taxonomy places the organism in Eukaryota, Metazoa, Nemertea, Pilidiophora, Heteronemertea, Lineidae. The coding region runs from base 144 to 2864 and encodes 906 amino acids. The transcript has 20 exons. Gene Ontology annotation, biological process: monoatomic anion transport; monoatomic ion homeostasis; transmembrane transport. The record is from RefSeq and is a predicted model, not a curated record. Gene Ontology annotation, molecular function: solute:inorganic anion antiporter activity.
AUUUCAUUCAAGCAUUGCAACCUGUGGAAGAUGGUCAUUCAUGGUGUUUAUUGCCAGAUUGACAUCAGCUGAAAAAGGAUAUAAAAUAACGUGGAAACUAAAGGAAGUCAUCCAUAGCUCCAGACCUGACAUAACACCCUGCAAUGGACCAGAACAACGUCCAACAGACAGAUGAAAGCAUCCACCAUCACGAUGAGCAUGGCAAGACAAAAGACGACCAAAGCAACGUCCACAUCAAGAUGAAUACGCUGUCGCCGCCAUCUACGAGCUCCAAGUCACAGAUGACCAGCGUCUCCUUGACAGAUAUCAAUAGUUAUAUGAACCGGCGUUUCUCCCAGACUCUGCCACAGAGCUUUGAUGCCAGUACCUACAGUAUUAACUUCCCUGAUGCCGUCAUUGAAAAUGGUGGGCCUCCAAGUAUAGACCAUACUAGUGACCGUGGUCCCACAGACUAUCAUCAUACCCCAUCCAUCCUGACUGAGCUGUCAGAGAAUGAUGAUCUACUAGAUGAUGGUGAUGAAGUCACACUCAUGUACUCCAAACAUGAGAAAAUUCCCAUGAAAGACUUCUCUGCUGAGAUUCGAGCAUCGAUGGAUGUUGAGAACUUCUUGAACCAAGCUAUCCUGAUGCUGGAUCAUUACGGCUGCAGUCUUCACGACAUCAUCGAAACUAUGCUGACCAGACUGCUGACCAAUGAAGAUGGCAGCCAUAAUGAGGGUCUGAUCGAGGAGGCCAAGGAACAUAUCUUCACUCAUGACAAAGUUGCGGUGAUCGCCAAGACCAUGCAGGGCACAAGCACAAGUUAUGGUGGCGGUUUUGACUACGAUCAGUCAUGGCUUGUUGUACUAUGCAGUCUUCCGUCUGUGACCAAGCGUCACGUGGCCAUCGCCCGGUUAAAGAUGCCCGCCAACUUCGGGCGGACAAGUCAGGAGAUUAAGUUUAUUGUUCUUGUGAUAGCUUCAACAAAAGAGAAAGGCACAAAGAAUGCGCUUGAGACUGGCCGGACGUUUGCGACCAUCUUUGCUGACAUGGACUUCAGGUUGAGACUGCUGGACGCUCACACCGAGGAGGAGUUUAAACGGCUUGUCUGGGAGCACACCAAGGAACUGGCAGAGGAACAGAGGCAGUUGGUCCGCAAGCGCUCCAUCGCAGGCAUCAGUCCAUUUGAGGAGGAGAAUGAUGGGUCCGAUAUGUGUUUCUUUGCCCGAGGUUUACGCUGUGAUAUUAUGAGAAGAUUGCCACAUUAUUUCUCCGACUUCAAAGACGGUAUCAUCGGCCAUCGGACGAUCUCCAAGCUGAUAUCAACGACCAUGUUUCUCUACUUUGCCUGCCUGUUGCCAUCUAUAGCUUUUGGCAUGCUCAACGACCACAACACGGGGGGCAAGAUUGGUGUCACCCAGGUGAUCUAUUCACAGACAAUCAGCGGCCUCCUGUUUGGUUUCUGUGGUGGUCAACCAUUGAUCAUUCUACUGACGACUGCUCCAUUGGCCCUCUAUACCAAAAUCAUCUUCGCGAUCAGCACAGAUUAUGGUAUCGACUUCCUGGCGAUGUUUACGUGUACAGGACUGUGGAACUGCUUCUUUCUCAUGAUCUAUGCAUUGUUUGAUGUCAGCAAGCUGAUGAAAUGGUCAACAAGGUCAACAGAAGAAAUAUUUGCGAUAUUCAUAUCAAUAGCCUUUUCUGUGGAUGCAAUAAGGGACAUCUAUGAAAAUUUUGCAAAGAACUAUGAUUCGCCAGUAUGUGAUGAGGUCAUACCCACAGUGCUGUCCAACAUGACUAAUGGAACCGACGACCUAACAACGGAGGGAGUGACUACAGUUAUGACUGUCCUGAACCAGACCCUUGAGACUGUCAACGCCACCCUGAAUGGCUCAUUAGUCACAGAUGGUGUCACACAGUGUCUGAGGGAAAACAGUCUGCUCUAUCUAUUGCUCACUUUAGGAACAUUAUGGAUUGGAAUUUCAUUGUAUAAUUUCACCAAGACUCCAUUUCUGAACGCGAGCAAGCGUGAACUGUUGGCUGAUUAUUCUCUUCCUGUUGCUGUGCUGCUCAUGUCCUUCAUAGCAUCAUUCGUAUUCCAAGACAUCAAAUUGACACCCUUCAAUAUAUCGACAGCAACGUUCACCUUUAAGUUGGCCGAUAUGAGUUCGUUGACGUGGGGCUCCGUGUUUGCCUGCAUGGGCCUCGGCUUCCCUCUCUCCCUUCUCUUCUUCAUGGAUCAGAAUAUCAGCAGCGCCAUGAUCAACAACCCAUCCAACAAAUUGAAGAAAGGCUCAGCAUAUCACUGGGACCUCUUCGUCGUUGCCAUCCUGAAUGCAUUCCUCUCCUUGUUUGGCUUACCAUGGGUCCAUGCUGCUCUUCCUCAUUCACCUCUCCAUGUCAGAGCACUUGCUGACCUUGAGGACCGAGUGGACCAAGGUCAUGUCUACCAGAUUGUUGUGCGAGUCCGUGAGACGAGAUUGACGGCCAUCUUCUCCCACAUUUUGAUUGGUCUGUCACUGUUGAUGAUCCCUUACCCUCUGGUCUACAUCCCUCGUGCGGUCCUCGACGGUCUCUUCCUCUAUGUAGCGUACACUGCUCUCUCCAAUAAUGAGCUCUUUGAGAGGAUCAUGUUGCUCGUCACAGAACAGAAUGCGUACCCUCCGAACCAUUACAUCCGCCGCGUGCCCCAGAGGAAGGUGCACAUGUUCACCCUUGCUCAGAUCCUUCAGCUUGGUCUCCUCUGUGCAUUUGGCUUUGCUCCCAUCGCCUACAUGAAGAUGGUGUUCCCUGUUCUCAUCAUGUUGCUCAUUCCAUGCAGGCACAAGUUGAUUCCUAGAGUGAUAGAGAAGAAAUUCCUUAAAGCCCUUGAUGGCAGCCACUGAGGAUCUGGUUGGAUUCAUUAUUGGAAAGCUCAUGUCGGGAUCGGAGACUAGAAGUGACGGCGUUAAAGAGAAAUGAAAGCAAGAUAUGAACAUGUGUUAUUGUGGAAGCAGCAGCAUAGUGAAUGGCUUUGGUGAACAAUGGUUGUGGCAGCUCCUCUGACCUCAUGAUGCUGUAGCUUGAUUGAGUCUCAAAUGCAGUGGAAAUGUGAGGUCCAUCAGCCUGUGGAGCUCAAGCUUGCCCAGCAAAUUCAUUGAAACUCUGAUCGAGAGACAAGUUGUGAGACCAUCUCAGGAGUUAGUCUGUCUGGCUCGUCAGAGUUGGUGCCGUUCUAUGAUUGUGAUAUAGGUCAUGCCAUCUGUGGUGGAAUUUGGAUCAGCACCGGUGAAGCACUUCAGAUGAAGUUUUAUAUUGACCAAUUGUUAUAAAUUGACUAUAGGAAGACAGGAUUGUGUAUAGGGAGUUUUAAUGCAUGUUUAAUAAAUGAGUGAACUAUUUAAGUGCAGGUUCCAAUGAGGACAAUGCCUAACAUCACAUUUGAUGGUAGUUGAUUAUUGAGUGUCGUUUGUUGAUGACGUCUUUUCUGCCACUGUGCUUGGCAAGCUAUCAGCAGGUGGAAUACUUGAGUGGUCAGGCUGCUAACGUAUUGUCAUGUACCACGCACAAUAACAGCCAUGAAAUUACCAAUAUGCAUUGACCAGUGUCAUUUAGGUUGCCACUUGUCAGGAAUAUACCAGAUGGUGGACUGGGGUUUCAGUUUGUUCUGAUGUUUCUAGUCUCCUGCUAUUGUAGUUUGUGGACAGAGCUCAGGGUAGAGCAUGGUAUGGGGAGGGGGGCAGUUCAGGUUUGGUGUGUUCUUUUUGAGUGGCCACCUAUCUGUUUUAGCAGUUGAACACUGUGGUUACAUUUUUAGGGAUUUAUUUAGUUUGCACACACAUCAGGGCAAGAUAGUGAAAGUGUGAUGUCUGCUCAACAUUGUGUCCACAAAUAUAACACGGCAUUGAUGAGGUGAAGUGUCUGAAACGGUGUAUUUAAUUGCUUUUAUUUGAUUGUUUGCUAGUAACAUUAUGUUCAUUUAGAUUAUGCAAGUCUUGGCAAGAGAAAACAGGGUCUUUGGUGUUUCAUAAAGUCGUGUCAGAACAGAUGUGUCAUGUGUCUUUUCUGGAAAUGUGCCAAACUGAAUCAUGUGAUGUUUGACUAUCGGGCCAUUAACCCUCUCAUGGUGCCAACAACUCUCUUGUAUAGGUGGGUUAUUGGGAAUAUUAGAAUUGAUCUCAUAUUGCUAUUUUGAAAUACCUCUCUAGUCUGAGUGAAGUGCCACGCAUACAGACAGUCUAAAUGAAUAUGCCAGUUUCACGUACAUGACACAAUGGACUUGCCGAAAUCUUUUCUCAAACAAAAUUUCGAGGGGUAAAGUGCACUCUUUACAACCCUCAGUUUCACCAGGGACAAAAGAUUAGCUUGUCUGUUGUUACCUGUAAUCUAUUCCUCAUGCAAUACAGUCAUAUCAACUGGGGUCUGUGUUACCAUUGACAGUAUUACUUUGAGGUGUUGCAUCAUAAUGUAUCUUGGGGCCAAUUCGAUUCUCGAAUCAAGAUGGCACCGAUGUGCCAUUGGGAACAAUUCCGUUGUCAGGUUUAAUGUAUAUUGAUGAUGUGACAGGGUUGUGUCAGAUGGCUUCAUGUCUGAAUGUUUGAGUUGCAUUUUGAUGUCUGGUCUUGCAUAAAUCAUAGGCAGUAUUGUUAAUUGUUUUCUGACAUUUUCUAGCAUACAGUACAUGUACAUGUCUUGCUUUUACUUCUAUUUUUGUCGAAACAUAUUUGUCAAACUUGUGCGUUAAUCUCAUGUCUUGGUGCAUUUAGAUUUUCGUCUUGAUUUGAUCUUUCCUCAUCAUUUUACAAAUUAUUCAAUUUGUGCAUUUCUUUAGAUAAUUUAUUAUUUGUUUGGGUGUUUCACUUUUAGUCGUGUGGUGCUUUUAGGUUUUGUGUAUCUUGUGCUUAGUUGGAACUACUUUGUUUUAUCAAUUCGGUGCAUGUGACCUCAAAGGACGAAUGUCUUGAGAUAAUGCCAGGCCAGCACUAGUACAAUCGCAGUGUUCCUGUAUGGAGGGUAGGUCUGGGAUCAAGGAUUUAUCAGAAAAUGUACACAAACAUUCUAUAUAGACAGUGUAAACUGCUAAUGAAAGCCCAUCCCUCUGACUUAUGUAUAUGCAGGGUGAAAUGGACUUAAAAAUCAUAGUUAGCUGUCUAAUAAUGAAUAUAUGUUCCGCAGUUGUUAUCAAUGGGACGCUAAGUUAUGUGUUGUCCUUGCGACAUGAAGUUUUGUAGAAAUGUUUUUAAUGUUGAGGACCACUGAAACAUGACUCAAAAGUGUGUGUUGUUCAUUUAGCAAUAAUUUUGAUGGUGUCUGUGUACAAAGUCAUAAUAGUGCUGUGUGAUGCUUUGUAUCAUAUCUAUACUGUAUCAAUGCUGUAAAGCCAGUUGAGUAAUGUCUGUUACUCAUAGGCCUAAUACAUGUAAAUAGGCCUGAGGAACAGGUGCCCCUAAACGGGCUUUAUUGCGCAGACCCAUUAUAUGUUUGAUAAUGUCACUUACACGUACAGCUUGUGUCCAGAAGUAAAGACUAACUUUUUAAACAUGAUUUCAAAGGUUGUAGAUGAUAUACUUGGGUAGUUUUUGUAACAAACAUAAAGUUAGACAUCAAACUGCAUGUUGUCUUUCUGAUUAUCUGUAAAGUAUUCAACUCAGUGCAGCCUUCAUUUUAAAGUAGGACCAAUGACUCUUUUAACGAUGCAGCACAGGAUCCUGGGCCAGUGGUAUCCAUUUUAGAUGAGUGGGGCUCUCGACUGCUGUUUUUGGUUGGUCUGUUAUUGUCUAUUCAACAACCGGUGCCCAGCGCCGAGCUGUGAAUGAACUAGAGCUAUGUCUUUGUAGGCCAUGAAAUCAGUCAAGAGACGCCACAACGUUUGAGGUGGCAGCACCUGUGCUGUCCGUCACGACAGAAAGAUGUUGACACUUUGAAAGUUGUGAUGACUCCUGACUCAUCUCACAGUAAUGGCAUUUGGCCUUAGACUCUCCAACAAGUCUGCCAAGAAGUAGUCUAAAGCAUAUCACCAUUUAUUUUUUACCUCAGGUUUUAGAGUAAAUGUGAUAAGUUGCCAUGGCAACACUUGUAUAUUAUGAAUUAAGCAACGUUUUAUCAUUAUCAUUUAUUUGUAGAACAUGACUUGUCAACUUAUUUUGAUCUUUGUGUUAUUGUGUAUUGGUGUAUACCGACUUGUGUCAACUGAAUACAUGUACUAGUCUGUAUGGACAAUUGCUGCUCCUGGCGAAUCAUGUCCAAGACCAUAAACAAGAUAGACCCCCUCCAAAAGUUUGCCCUUUCAAACUGUGUCCCAAGCCUGAGAACUCACGCACUUGAGUCUCUCCUCCAUGUACAUUAUAUAUAAGGUGUAGUAGUAAGAUGUCACUAAGUAGCAAAUCAUCCAUCAUUGUUUCAUCUUUCAGAACAAGUGACGUUAGGGUUAUACUGGAAGGAACACAAGUUGCGAUUCUGGGGAAAAGGCAUUGCCGUUGUUAUGCUGAUUGAUGUUGCAACUGAAAGUGCAGAGGAAAGUAUAGCUUUCUGCCUCUGCAUUCAUUAAACCCAUCAGGAGCUGUCCCAACUUUGUGGGUCAGACCUUGGUCUGGUUGUCACUACGUCCUUACUACAAGUGCGAGCACAUGUGUAUGCUGUAAAUAACUCCUCCAAACCCCAGGCACCUAUGACAUAAAAGUGCAUUACAGCAGCUGUUAUAAGGCUCUUGAGACCUUGGCCUGUACGUGUCGGUGUUAUCAUUGAUUAAAGGUGGCAUGUCCUUUCUUGAAGUGGAAUAUUAACAUAAACAUUACAGUGCCAGUUAGUUGUGACAGCUCCUGUCUGAUUUUACAGUAAUACCCCUUCCCUGCUCAGUUUGUGUAAAUAAAGAUUGUCAUAUCAGUUGAUUUUAAGCAAGUUUGUGAUAAAGUCUUUCACACACAGAUCCCCUAACCAUAUCAUGCAAAACAAACAUUUUUCUACUGUUUAGAGCUGACCUAGGAGAUAUGCAUAAUAUUUGUAUAAAGUCACCCAGGAUCUGUUGUCCAAAGUGUGUUUAAUGCGUGUAUAAGGUAUUUUGUACUUUAUGUAUUUAGAUACUUAUCAGACAUGGAUUACAAGUAUUCAAGAUUGGUUUGCUAGUGUAGUGGCCAUGGUCUAAUGGGCAUAAGCUGCUGAGAUCAGCCAUUUGUAAAAUCCACUCCCUAUUGUUGGAGUGUUAAGUAAUGUCCUUCCUGUUGUUAAGAUGUUCACCCGAGCCAAACCAAUUGGUGCCAAAAGGUGAUACCAGGCAUGGUGAAUCAGCUGUGCCCGUACAGCCUCUCAUUAAGAAGGAUCUGAGGUCAGUUUAAAGUGACAGUUGUGCUGUCCAUGAGUGUGAUGAACUGAUCCAUGUCACAAGUACUGUCCAUAGCCUUGAGGCGUUCACACUAAAGCUAAACCUUAUAGUGGAAACGUCCUAGUACCUUGUUAUUGCUGACUAUUGUUUUCAUGCAUUUGUUACAGCAUAAGGCCUAUAGUAGUCUUCAGUUGUUAGAUAAGUUGAUAGCUGCAAUCGUUUUACACAUUGAGAUGUUAUUUUUUAGUCACAGGUUGUACAUGCUAUUCAAGUUGAAGUUGAGAUUUUAUAGCAAAUAAAAGUCAUAGA